GGAUACGGCAGCACUCCCAAGUGUUAGAUGUCGCCAUCACAAGCCUCCGGCUGGGCCACACCACACUCAGUGGUCACCUGCAUUGCCUACGUCUGUUCCCUGUUUAUCCAGAAGUCUGUCUCCUGAUCCCUUCUGUCUUUGGUGUAGGACUCCCACUGCACUGCACUACGCUCCCAGUCCCGGCUUUUCGCCUGGGCAUCACAACACUCGACUUGCCCACUCUCCUGCUGCGGCUUCAGGCGUCCACCCCUCUCGGCAACCUGCUGUCUAUCGCCUUACCUGUGGCUUCUUGAGGAAGACCGGCCAACUACCACGCCUGUGGUACGCACACAGGACCAUCCCAGGGCUCAUAAGGAUCUACAGAUCUUCGCGGCCCAAACACCAAACAACAACAAGUUACAAGUGUAGCAACUUACCAAGUGCUGGGUAGUGGUGGUGUGGUUUGCAGUCAGGAUGCAGGUGUUUGGGUCUCUGUGUCCUCGCGGUGUACGGGUGUUAGGUGUACAUUCUAGAGUACCAGUGGUGAGUUGUGUGAGAGGCAUCAAACAUGGGGAGAAUGAUGCUAUCAAUCCUAACUUUGUGAACCGCAACCCUCGGAAUAUGGAAAUGCUGCGGUUAGCCCGGAAGCCUGAGGGAUGGAAUCUAGAGGCAUCAUCUUGUAUAUAUUGGUACAAAUUGGUCCUAGAGAAAAGCAACAGGCACUCCACAGGCUGGGUUGAGCACCACACUGGCACCCCUGUUGUCGCUGCUUCCACCCGAGAGUGGGCCAUCAAGCACCAUCUGUACUCUACUACCGAUAUCAAUGCUAUUUACAACAUAGGGCGUAUUCUGGCGAGGCGGUGCUUGGAGUCUGGUAUUACUGAGGUGUACACCGAACUGGACCAGUAUGCUGAAUCAUCUAGAAAGAUUCAGAAGUUCUUGACUGCUAUGAAAGUGGGUGGUGUGGAGCUAAAGGAGCCACGCUUCAUCCAUGAGCGCAGUGUGGGGAUGUUUUCCCCCCGCAGGUCUGCACUUCCUUGGCAAGUGCAGGAGGAAGUAAUUUCUUCACCAGCUUCUCCUGUCUUAUGAUAACUGAUUUUUCAAAAUUUUGUUUCUGUACAUUCAGUAAAUUUUUAUUUGUUGUUCAAAGUUCUGUUUGGACAUUCAAUAAAUUUUAUUUGUAGA
Messenger RNA from Portunus trituberculatus (swimming crab), 1164 nucleotides. RefSeq names its product 39S ribosomal protein L18, mitochondrial-like (gene mRpL18). The transcript is spliced from 4 exons. Gene Ontology annotation, molecular function: 5S rRNA binding; structural constituent of ribosome. Gene Ontology annotation, cellular component: ribosome; mitochondrion. Gene Ontology annotation, biological process: translation. The record is from RefSeq and is a predicted model, not a curated record. Bases 454 to 1068 code for a protein of 204 amino acids. Lineage: Eukaryota; Metazoa; Arthropoda; Malacostraca; Decapoda; Portunidae.